ACGACUCCGUGCUCCCGAGCAGCGGCUGUCUCCUCCUCCUCCGCAGCCCUGGCUCCCCCGGCUCCAGGCCCGAGGAAAUCCGGUGAAGGAAUACAGAAGAGGAAGGCGCCGGUUGCUUUGUACUGAAGGAAAAGUAGCGCGGCGCUCCAGCUUCCAUCUGCUGGAGAAGUGCACUCACCCAUCCUUGGGGGGGCUUGCAAGAGGACUGCGCACCAGAACGGCUUUCUGCCAGGCCCCGGGGCUGCGCUUUCCAUGCUCGAGCAGCCACCCCUUCUAGCUUAUGCAAAUUUCUGAUCUCUGAAGCAUCACAACAGCUUCUGCAUGGUUCUGAUAAUUAAAGAGGUUUGGAGGUUGCUAUGUUAAAGCUGCUUGUCCUUGGAUUAUUGCUUCAUGGUGUUUCACUGAGUUGCCAAGAUGAGGCUUCUCCCAAGGCUGAUGGCAUUCCAGGCGAACCUCUGUUUAACUAUGCCAGUAUCCGCUUGCCCAAGGAGCACAUUCCCUUCUUUUUGCACAAUAACAGGCAUAUCGCCACGGUCUGUAAGAAAGACUCACAUUGUCCUUAUAAGAAACACUUAGAGAAUCUAAAAUACUGCUGGGGUUAUGAGAAAUCCUGCAAACCAGAGUUCAGAUUUGGUUACCCUGUCUGCACCUACGUCGACAUGGGAUGGACAGAUACCCUUGAAUCCGCCCAGGACAUAUUCUGGAAACAAGCUGACUUUGGAUAUGCGGGAGAGCGUCUGGAGGAACUGCAUGUGCUCUGCCAGCCUAAGGAAACGCAUGACUCAAGCCUGGUGUGUUCCCGUUAUCUUCAGUACUGCAGAGCAUCCAAUCUCUAUGUUGAUUUAAGAAACAUCAAGAGAAACCAUGACAGAUUUAAGGAAGAUUUUCUCCAGAGUGGUGAAAUCGGAGGACACUGCACACUGGACACUCGGACAUUGAUGUCUCAAGGUCAGCGCAAAAGCCCUCUGCAGUCUUGGUUUGCUGAGCUGCAAAGCUAUACUCAGCUCAACUUCAGACCUCUAGAAGAUGCUAAAUGUGACGUUGUUAUUGAAAAACCAACCUACUUCAUGAAACUGGAUGCAGGUGUUAACAUGUAUCACCACUUCUGUGACUUUAUCAAUCUUUAUAUUACACAGCACGUUAAUAAUUCAUUCGGCACAGAUGUAUACAUCGUGAUGUGGGACACAAGCUCCUAUGGAUAUGGUGACCUGUUCUCUGACACCUGGAAAGCCUUUACUGAUUAUGAUGUUAUACAUUUGAAAACUUAUGAUUCCAAAAGGGUAUGUUUUAAAGAAGCUGUUUUUUCCUUACUCCCCCGGAUGCGAUACGGGCUGUUCUAUAAUACCCCUUUGAUAUCUGGCUGCCAAAACACGGGAUUAUUCAGGGCAUUUUCCCAGCAUGUGCUACACAGACUGAACAUCACACAGGAGGGACCCAAGGACGGAAAAAUCCGAGUCACCAUUCUUGCACGGAGUACAGAGUACCGGAAAAUACUAAACCAAAAUGAGCUGGUAAACGCACUGAAAACGGUAUCUACACUUGAGGUUCAGAUUGUCGAUUACAAAUAUAAGGAACUUGGGUUUUUGGAUCAGCUGAGGAUCACUCAUAACACAGACAUAUUUAUUGGAAUGCAUGGAGCUGGUCUUACCCAUUUACUUUUCCUUCCAGACUGGGCUGCUGUAUUUGAACUGUACAACUGUGAAGAUGAGCGCUGUUACUUAGACCUGGCCAGGCUGAGAGGCAUCCACUACAUCACUUGGCGAAGGCAGAACAAAGUCUUUCCUCAGGAUAAGGGCCACCACCCAACUCUGGGGGAACAUCCAAAAUUUACCAACUAUUCUUUCGAUGUAGAAGAAUUCAUGUACCUUGUCCUUCAGGCUGCAGACCACGUAUUACAACACCCAAAGUGGCCAUUUAAGAAAAAACGUGAUGAGCUAUAAAUGUGCUGAAUCUGUUUGCAAAAUCUGUUUGUUUAAACAUUCCACCACCCAGACUCACAGUUAAGUCAGUAAAACACCUUGUUAUUUCCUAGCCCCAAAUUACCUUUUCUAUACCAAAACAUGCCUUCAGGAUAGUACUUAAGUGUUGUAGAGUCUUUAACUGUUUCCUGGGAUUUUUGUGUCAUAGCUAUUUAUCAAGAUACUGUUUUUGCACUGAAAACUUUACUCUUUAUAAAUAAGGCUGUAUUAGGCUGAUUAGUACAUUUGAGCUUCUUAGGUUUACCAAAGUUUUCACCUUUCUUGGCUUUAGAAUUUGUAAAUGUUUUUGUAGAAUAACACGGGAUUAUAAUUCUAGAGGCUUCUAACUUGUUUGUGUUAUAUUUGAGUAAAUUCACAGAAACUUUUUUAUUUGCCAAAAUCUGUUCAUAACACUGUGGUAGGAAAGGAAAACAUACAACACACACACACACACACACAGAGUGGUGUGAUUCUCAGUACCAAGCUAUAGGUAGCCUACUCCAUGUUAGAGAUCAGUGUUUAUAAACAGGUCUGUUUUACCCUCUCAGAGUCCAGACAUACUCCCACAGAAUUCUCUGCUGUAUCUGCUAAGUGAACUCCAGGUUAUAUGCACCAGUAAUUUGUAUAAACCAUGCUGCUACAUUAAUUUAUAUUAACAGAUUGCAUAUGCAAAUCAUGUUUUUCCCAAAACGUAAACUACAUAUGAUAAAAACAAAUUAGAACAUCCCUUAGGACGUCUUUGGAUACCUUCUAGCUGGUUUCCACUAAUUCCUUCUUAGCCCUGGAGAGCAUUUAUGUUGAAUUUAUGUAUCAAAGGGUCGUUUCCAGUGUGCACGGACCUGUGACGGCAUACCCCUAUGUGUGUGCAUCUACCUCUUUUAGCAUGGAUGUAUUCCCCUUUGAGUUCGCAGGCUUCACGGUAGCUACAUGAAGAGCGUUUUUCCCUAUCAAAAAUGAAGACCAAAAAAAAAUAAAUAAAUAAAAAAUAAAGACACAUGCGAAUUAUCCAUUUCAAAAUGAAAAAGAAGCCAUGAGAAAGUACCAUUGAUUAAAAAGAAUAUCUGAAAUGCAGACCCACUCUUUGGGAUUCAUUUCUCACUGUUGAUGAACUUUCAAUUCAGGGGUCAGAAACCAUGGAUUUCAUUUACCACAAAAUGUGAAGUUUACAUUUUAUUAACACUUGAGAAAUCUAAUUUACAGAUGAAUGACUUCUAUUUUUUCAAGUAGAGGAUUAGCAGAGCUGAGAAUUUUUUUAAAAAACAUUUUAGCAUUGUAAAAAAAAGAGAGAGAGAGAGUAUGUAACAGAGAAGUAACCUGAGAAACCUAAAAUAUUUGUUUUUUGGACCUUUACGGAACAAGUUGGCUGACCCCUGCUUUCAAGGAUUAUGAACAGUCUUCUAGAGUUUAGGGAUAUUUAUUAAAAUCUCUGUAAAGAAAGUAAUGCAUCAUAGCUUUGAUUCGCGUGUUAAAUUGUGUAAAAAGAAUUAGAACCUAUGAAUUUUGCAAUGAGUGGUGUGGCUGCUCUUUGUGUAGAAUAGUGAGUCACCACUGGGAAAAGAUUUCACUUGAAAAGCAACGUAAAAGCAGCAUUGCACUUGAUCAGAGAGGUAUGAACAUCCGAAAAAAGUGUCAGUGUCUAUAGUCAUAUAAGAAGUAUGUAGAAAUGCGAUUCUAUAGCCUAGCAAGAAGUCUAGAAACUGAGAACAGUUGCAUAAUACAACUAUUGUAUUUGAAUAUUUUGCAUUUAUAGAAAGAAUGCUUUUUAUGUAAAUGAGUACAUUUGACACUUUAUGGAAUUAACUUUUAUCAGACUUUUUAUAUGGGAGCAAAAGAUCUUUAAAUGGUUAUAAAAUUUAAAUG
Messenger RNA from Neomonachus schauinslandi (Hawaiian monk seal), 3818 nucleotides. RefSeq names its product EGF domain specific O-linked N-acetylglucosamine transferase (gene EOGT). The record is from RefSeq and is a predicted model, not a curated record. Lineage: Eukaryota; Metazoa; Chordata; Mammalia; Carnivora; Phocidae. Gene Ontology annotation, molecular function: protein N-acetylglucosaminyltransferase activity. The transcript has 18 exons. Gene Ontology annotation, cellular component: endoplasmic reticulum lumen. The coding region runs from base 357 to 1940 and encodes 527 amino acids.